Striga hermonthica is the source of this 672-nucleotide messenger RNA. NCBI's taxonomy places the organism in Eukaryota, Viridiplantae, Streptophyta, Magnoliopsida, Lamiales, Orobanchaceae. The record is from the annotation of a GenBank genome assembly.
AUGAAACUCGCGAAGAUCAUCCCCGGCAAGCUGUUCAGGCCCAAAAAAUCCCGAUCCGUCUCCAGAUCCGAAGCCGAUACGCCGUCGUUCAGCUCCCAGGCGACGUCCUCCUCGGCCUCUUCCGAGGAUGUUUACAAAAAGCAGGGCGGUGGCGGCCUGGCCACGCCGACCAGCGUCCUCCCCUCCGGCUCCGCCGAGAUCUCCGCCGACGAGUGGUCCGAGAUCUCCGCCGAUGUGUACCUCGAGCUCAAGCAGGCGUUCGAGAUGAUCGACGCGGAUGGCGACGGGAAGAUCCGGAAGGAGGAGCUGGAGGCGCUGCUGUGCGGGUUGGGGGCAGAGCCGCCGAGCAGGGAGGAGCUCCGGCUGAUGCUCGCGGAGGUCGACCGCGACGGCGACGGGUGCAUCACGCUGGAGGAGUUCCACGCGAUCGGGUCGGCUUUCGCGCCGCCGGCGUGUGACUCGGAGCUGCGGGACACGUUCGACUUCUUCGACUCGGAUCGGGACGGGCGGAUCACGGCGGAGGAGCUGUUCAAUGUGUUUCGGACGAUCGGGGACUCGCGGUGCACGUUAGACGACUGCCGGCGCAUGAUAAGGGGGGUGGACAGGAACGGGGACGGGUUUGUCUGCUUCGAGGACUUCAGCCUCAUGAUGGACCGUCAGCCGCAGAGAUGA